GAACAAGACCAGGAGUGGCUGGAGAGGGAGAGGCUUGCCCAGCAGGAAUUCAGACUCCGGUGGGAGAGGGAAGAAGCUGCAAGGAAGAGACAGGAGGAAGAGGAGGCGAGGAUAAAGCAGGAAUGGGAGGCCCAGCAGAGGAGAGAGGAAGAGGAGAAGGAGCAGAAGCAACAGGAGAAGAGAGACAGAGAGGAAGCUGUACAGAAAAUGUUGGACCAGGCUGAGAGUCAGCUGGAGAAUGGGGGUCCCUGGAGAAACCCUGAGGCUCCAGAUUUUGGUAUCAUGCAUAGAGAUCGUGUGUGGUGCUAUAGUGCUUGCUGCCCCUUCUUCCUCAAAACUGGAGCCUGCCGCUUUGGCGACAGGUGCUCUCGUAAGCAUGCACCCCCGUCCAGCCCUACUCUGAUGAUCCGGGGGAUGUUUGCGACUUUCGGGAUGGACCAGAGGUCACGGGAUGACUACGAUACAGACGCCUGUCUGGAGCACAGCGAGGAGGAGGUGCAACAGCAGUUUGUGGAUUUCUACGAGACGGACUUCCUAGUUCGGACUGCUGGCAAGGUGGUGCAGUUUAAGGUCAGCUGCAACUUUGCACAUUUGAGAGGAAAUGUUUAUGUCCAGUUUGACAAAGAGGAGCAGUGCAGAGAGGGCUUCAUGAUGUUCAAUGGAAGAUGGUACGCUGGUAAACAGCUCCAGUGUGAGUUCUCUCCUGUCACCAGAUGGAAGACUGCUAUAUGUGGCUUGUUCGACCGACAGAAGUGUCCGAAAGGAAAGCACUGCAACUUCCUGCACGUGUACCGUAACCCUGGAAAUGAGUUCUGGGAGGCGGACAGGGACCUGCACAUGUCCCCCGACCGGGGAGGAGGGGGUACCGGGUCUUUCGCUGGGGGCCGGUUCUCUGAGAGGAGUAACCGCUCCUCCUGGACCGAGAGGUCACAGAGCCGACGUGGGGAGAGAAGCAGGAGGAGUAGGAGCAGGGAAAGCAGAAUAGCCCAAAGGAGAGCUAGUGUUCAGAGUGACAGAUCCUGGACCAGUCGUACCAGCACAAGACCCAGGUCGAGGAGUAGGGACAGAGAUAGGAGAGAUAGGAGAGACAGGAGCAGAGAUAGGAGGGACAGAGAUGGGGACAGAGGCAGGAGCAGGGACAGAGACAGGCGGGAUGGGAGUAGAGACCGAGAUGGGAGCAAGAGAGGGGGGUGGAAGGGUUCACCCACAGAGGCUAGUAGGGGGAGAUCCAGGUCAGCCAGCCCCGGAGAGUCCUCCAAAAGGAAGAGACAGUGGAGCAGGAGCCCGGGAGAGUCCUCUAAGAGGAAGAGACAGGGGAGCAGGAGCCCCGGAGAGUCCUCCAAAAGGAAGAGACAAGGGAGCAGGAGCCCUGGAGAGUCCUCUAAGAGACAGGGGAGCAGGAGCCCCGGAGAGGCCUCUAAGAGACAGGGGAGCAGGAGCCCUGGAGAGUCCUCUAAGAGACAGGGGAGCAGGAGCCCUGGAGAGUCCUCUAAGAGGAAGAGACAGGGGAGCAGGAGCCCCGGGAAAACAUCCAAAAAAGAAAAGCAGCCAGCCGACGACAGCAGCGCCACAGCUCCAACACGCCACAAACACUCCAAAAAGAGCAAAAAGAAGAAGAGCAAGAGGAGGAAACCCAAGAAGGACAAAAAGAGCCAGUCGCCUGGGGGUCAGAGUUCAUCUGCAGAGUCAGGGAAGGAGUCUUGGGACGAGGUGAAACCCUCUCCAAACCUUGAUGUAGACAGCAGUACACGGACUCCUCAUGAUGUAGACUACACUACCCAGAAGACUGUGGAUGUAGACACCACUACCCAGGAGACUGCCAGGGUAAAUGCCAUACUUAGUCUCAUGUUGUCGGAGUCUCUUGAUAAUGCCAAUGCAGUCACUUCAGACAUACAGACCCAGGUCAAGGAGGAGGCUGAGGAUCCCUGUCCACCUAUUGUCCCCUCUCAUAGCCCUGGGGAUGUGGACAUCGCUCAGACUCCUGGGGCCACGGACAACAGUACUCCUGAGGCAAACGCACUCUCCCCAAACCUCCAUAGUAUCUUCCUCAAGCAGGAGUAUACCUCUCUACCCAGUGUGCCUGAAGAGGAAUGUGAACAGGAUUGCCCUGACGAUGAUGAACCAUAGUGGAAUUAAAUUAGUGUUCUGUAUGGACUUCACCAUGACUGCUAUGGCCAUUUUGAAGUGUACACUGUUUAUGCAUUUCAAUGUUCACCAAUGCACUGCUCAACCUAGCUUUUACAAAUGUUAGUUUGUUCCAAAUGUAAGAUGUGACCAUUAAAUGUUUUUAUACAUUAUGUA
This is a messenger RNA of Salvelinus sp. IW2-2015, 2301 nucleotides long. RefSeq names its product zinc finger (CCCH type), RNA-binding motif and serine/arginine rich 2 (gene zrsr2). The record is from RefSeq and is a predicted model, not a curated record. Gene Ontology annotation, molecular function: metal ion binding; pre-mRNA 3'-splice site binding. Lineage: Eukaryota; Metazoa; Chordata; Actinopteri; Salmoniformes; Salmonidae. Gene Ontology annotation, biological process: mRNA splicing, via spliceosome. Gene Ontology annotation, cellular component: spliceosomal complex; U2AF complex.